AUGAGUGAUUGUAUGGAAGUUUUGUUUGUCAGCGAUGGCAAUGGUAGGCAAACAGCAAAUUGCUUCAAUCCUAAUGUUGGAACUACAUUGAUGACAUAUAAUGGAAGUGGAGGUGCCAAGAGAACUCUUUCAGUUAUCGGAAAUGAUUAUCUGAUCUCUGCAGAUCUUAAUAAACCCAUCCUAAAUGUGUGGUCUCUGAACAGUCAAGAAUGUUCACACAAUUUGAGAAUGGUUAUUUCUGGGAAACCAUCUUGCCUUACUGUUUCUUUGGAUGGUUAUUAUUGCAUUGCUGGAAUCGAUGAAAAAAUAUAUAUAUGGCAAAUUUCAUGUGGGGCUUUGUUAAAUACCCUUUCCAAACAUUAUCAAAAAGUAAACAAAAUAGUUUUCACAGAUGAUUCAUCUCAUUUUUUAACAGCAGGAGAUGAUGGGUUAGUUUGUAUGUGGAAAUUAGGAGAUGUUAUCGUCAAACAAUCUGCAUCUCCUGUCUAUACUUUUUCUCAUCAUUCUUUACCCAUCACAGAUAUUUUUGUGGGGUCUGGAAAUUUAAAAUCUAGACUUUUUACAGUAUCAUCUGAUCAAACAUGUAAAAUAUAUUGUUUAGGAACUGGUGAAUUAUUACUUUCAAUCGUUUUCUCAUAUGUAUUAACAGCUGUCACUGUAAACGAAUUAGAAACUGAAUUAUUUGUGGGGACUUACAAUGGAAAAAUAGAAGUUUUCCACCUUGAACCAUAUCCGAGGGGAUUAGAGUGUCAUACUUCAAAUGAAACAAAUUUAGAAGAAACUCUUAUUGGACACACGAAAACAGUUACCUGUUUAUCAUCGUCAUUAGAUGGCGUGACCCUAGCAUCUGGUUCUGAGGAUGAAAAAGUUUUCUUGUGGAACAUACCGAGCAAACAAUUGAUAAGAUCAUUCGAAAUGAAAGGACCAAUAACAAAUUUAUUUUUUCAUUUUGCUUCGAGUAAUAUAUUCACAGAUUCAUUUAAACCCCAGUUGGUUAUUAAUAAAUUUGAAAAAACUAGCACUCAAAGUGAUAAAAGUCUUGUAGCUAACGUUUGGGUUCAUCAAGACCUAAAACCUUUGAGCAACAGACUGGAAUUGAGUGAUAAAAGAAAAAGUGAACCUCAAACCGACAAUCAAUUGAAGACUUUCAACGAUGAAUUUGUUUCGUUGAAAAACGAAAUAAGUAAAUUAAAAGAAGCUAACAAACAACUUUACCAAUUUGCGAUGAAAGAAAUCAUACAAAAUCCAUAUUCUAUUGGCAUGAAAAAAUAA
Molecule: messenger RNA, 1272 nt
Organism: Pediculus humanus corporis (human body louse)
Lineage: Eukaryota; Metazoa; Arthropoda; Insecta; Psocodea; Pediculidae
Product: WD-repeat protein, putative
Exons: 2
Coding region: 1-1272 (423 amino acids)
Biological process (GO): rRNA processing; DNA-templated DNA replication
Cellular component (GO): nuclear pre-replicative complex
Molecular function (GO): protein binding
Source: RefSeq, a predicted model, not a curated record